Messenger RNA from Eublepharis macularius, 2305 nucleotides. RefSeq names its product zinc finger protein 665-like. The coding region runs from base 1 to 1620 and encodes 539 amino acids. The transcript has a single exon. Lineage: Eukaryota; Metazoa; Chordata; Lepidosauria; Squamata; Eublepharidae. The record is from RefSeq and is a predicted model, not a curated record.
AUGUACAUAGAAGGCAAUAGAAAUGAGGGCACAGCAAGUGGGGAAAAAUUUUCUGGAAAAUCAGCUGUUAACAUACAUAGGAAAACCAUUAAGAGACAGAAAAAAUAUAAAUGCCUGCAGUGUGGAAAAGUCUUGAAUCAAAAUGGGCAACUUAAUUCCUACCACAGAAUUCACACAGGGGAGAAUCCAUAUAAAUAUCCAGAGUGUGGAAAAGGAUUCAGUCAGAGUGGAUGCCUUAAUUCCCACCAAAAAAUUCACACAGGCGGGAAACCUUAUAAAUGCUUGGAGUGUGGAAAAAACUUUAGUUGGAGGCAAAGCCUUACUUGUCAUCAAAGAAUUCACACAGGAGAGAAACCAUAUAAAUGCCUGGAGUGUGGGAAAAGCUUCAGUCAGAGAAACAGCCUUACUUGCCAUCAAAGAAUUCAUACAGGUGAGAAACCAUAUAAAUGCCUCGAGUGUGGGAAAAGCUUCCAUCAGAGUGAACACCUUAAUUCCCACCACAAAAUUCACACAGGGGAGAAACCUUAUAAAUGCCUGGAGUGUGGGAAAAGCUUCAGUCGGAGAAACAGCCUUACUUGCCAUCAAAGAAUUCAUACAGGUGAGAAACCAUAUAAAUGCCUAGAGUGUGGGAAAAACUUCAUUUGGAGUGGACACCUUAAUUCCCAUCAAAGAAUUCAUACAGGGGAGAAACCUUAUAAAUGCUUGGAGUGUGGAAAAAACUUCGGUCGGAGGGGCAGCCUUACUUGCCAUCAAAGAAUUCAUACAGGUGAGAAACCAUAUAAUUGCCUGGAGUGUGGGAAAAGCUUCCAUCAGAGUGGAGACCUUAAUUCCCACCAAAGAAUUCACACAGGGGAGAAACCAUAUAAAUGCCUGGAGUGUGGGGAAAACUUCAGUCAGCGUGGACACCUUAAUUCCCACCAAAAAAUUCACACAGGGGAGAAACCUUAUAAAUGCUUGGAGUGUGGGAAAAGCUUCAGUCGAAGGGGAAGCCUUACUUGCCAUCAAAGGAUUCAUACAGGUGAGAAACCAUAUAUGUGCCUGGAAUGUGGAAAAGCCUUCAGUAAUAGUCGAAGCCUUUCCUACCAUCAAAGAAAUCAUACAGGGGAGAAACCACAUAAAUGCCUGGAGUGUGGGAAAAGCUUCAGUCGGAGGGACAGCCUUACUUGUCAUCAAAGAAUUCAUACAGGUGAGAAACCAUAUAUGUGCCUGGAAUGUGGAAAAGCCUUCAGUAAUAAUCGAAGCCUUUCCUACCAUCAAAGAAAUCAUACAGGGGAGAAACCACAUAAAUGCCCAGUGUGUGGAAAAGGAUUCGUUCGGAGAAGAGAACUUAAUUCUCAUCAAAGAAUUCACACAGGGGAGAAACCAUAUAAAUGCCUGGAGUGUGGGAAAAGCUUCAGUCAGAGUGGACACCUUAAUUCCCAUAGGAGAAUCCAUACAGGUGAGAAAUCAUAUAAAUUCCUGGAGUGUGGGAAAGCCUUUGGUUGGAGGGGAAGCCUUACUUACCAUCAAAGAAUUCAUACCGGUGAGAACCCAUAUAAAUGCCCACAGUGUGGGAAAGGGUUCUAUCAAAGUGGAGACCUUAAUGUCCAUCAAAGAAAUCACAUGGGAGAAACCAUAUAAAUGCCUUGAGUGUGGGUAAGACUUCAGUUACAGUGGAGAACUUAAUUCCCCUCGAAGAAUGCAUAGAGGCGAGAAACCAUGAAAAUGCCUCGAGUAUCGGAAAAGCUUCAGUCAGAGUGGACAUCUUAAUUCCCACUCAAAAAUUCCCACAGAAGAUAAACCAUAUAAAUGUCCUGUUAAAAUACCCUCUUAAAACAUUUUCUUUGAUGCCUUCUGUGGGAUGCGACAAUUGUGGGAACCUUUCUGAGGCCCUUCCACCUCUUGUGGGAGCCACAAGAGAGAAGGCUUCUGUCCAGGCAGCUGUUCACUUCAACCCUGCACCAGAGCAUAUGGGGAGAGCUGGUCCUGGAGAGAAAUAUGGACCGUGGAUCUGGAAAGUCCCUGGCACUAAACAUGAUAACUAAUCAACAGGCUAUGGAGCCCUUACAAGAUUUCUAGCAUUCCCUAGUCUAUCAGUUGCAUUUUCUCACUUUAAGGACAGAUCCAUGUGGAGUACAUUAAAAUAGUAUAGCCACAUGGUUAUCAUGGCAGAAUUCUGUCCUCCAUUUUAUCUUCACAACAGCCCUGUGAGCUAGGUUAGCCUGAGAGUGUUUCUGGCCUGCAUCACUCGCCAAUCUUCCGUGGUAGAGUGGUGGUUUGAAUGUUGAUUUCCCAGUUUCUAGUCUUGACUCUAACCGCUACACUC